AAUAGACGAAGAAAAGGGGGAUGGAAAUAAAAAAUAAAAUCCUUCCUCCAUUUUAGCAACGGCGAGGGGUGGGAGAGAAAUAAAAUCAAAGUGUCUGGAAAAGUCCCUGGUAGAGUCUUUGGACUACGUUUCCCGGCAUGUCAUGCGCGUGGCCGGGCGAUACGCAUGCGCCAACUGAAAGCUAGGCUGCCUAAUUCGGAACGGGAACUACGAUUCCCGGCAAGCGGCGCGCGCCACGCAGGCGCAGCAGCUGCGAGCAGAGGCGGAGCCUACGAAGGGGGGGGGCAAAUCUCUCCCUAGCCUUGCAGGGCGGGGCUCCCCCUCUCCCCGCCCACCCCAAACUCCGCUGCCGGUACCGGGCGACGCCGGAGGAGACCCCCGCCAUGGACUCGGACUCCUGCGCUUCCCCGCCGCCCCCCGAAGAUUUCCCCCCGGGCUCCAAGCGCUGCCGGACGGUGGAGGAUUUCAACAACUUUUGCACCUUCGUCCUGGCCUACGCGGGUUACAUCCCGUACCCGCACGAGGACACAUCUGGCUGGAGCAGCGCCAGCUCCCCCAACAGUACUCGGGGGGCCAUUGACAGUGAUGGAGGGGAGACUCCUUUGGGACACGUCUCCGUGCCAGGAAAAGCCCGGAAGAGCUUCAGUCAACUCAAACAUGGCAAGGCCUAUUCCUCGCUCUACCAGUGGACAAAGCCCAACGGAUUUUUGGUGGACCGGAAAAAAAUGGAGAAGUUUCGGAAGAAACGGCGGCUGGUGAGGAAGGACGCAGCGCUGCCAGACAUCAAGUACCCCGAAGAAGAGGAAAGGCUGCGGGAGAGAGGAGAAGAGCCGUACGCCGAGACCCCGCUCAGCCCAUCCUCUGAAGGGGACGCUCAGUCCUCCACAGGCCGCUGCUCAGCCUGGGAUUCAGACACCCCGUCGAAUCCCCCCUACGCAGCCGCUGCACCGGAGCAGAGCCUUGUCCAAACGGUGGGCAAGAGGACCAUCAUACGGCAAGGGAAGCAGGUGGUCUUCCGGGACGAGGACGGCAGCGGAGACGAUGAGGACAUCAUGGUGGAUUCAGAUGAUGAUUCCUGGGACCUGGUCACCUGCUUCUGCAUGAAGCCCUUCGCCGGGCGCCCCAUGAUCGAGUGCAAGGAAUGCCACACCUGGAUCCACCUCUCCUGUGCCAAAAUCCGCAAAUCCAACGUUCCCGAGGUUUACGUCUGCCAGAAAUGCCGAGAUUCCAAAUUCGACAUCCGACGGUCCAGCCGUUCCCGGACGGGCUCCCGCCGGCACUUCCUGGACUAAGCCGGCUGGGAGCUGGUGGGUGCCGAACCUCGAAAUUUGGGGGGGUUGAGUUGGUAGGCCGCAGUGGAGAGCGAGUGAGACCCUCCGAUCUUCUGGAUCGCCUGAUUUCCCGUUGGAAGUCGAACUGAUUCCCGGCUGCAAAAGUGGGGCGAAGGGGGUCUGGGAGGGUCUUCCUGGUCUCCUUGUCUUGGGAGCACAAAGGGAAAUAACGGGGAGCUGACCAGGGCACCAUUCGGGGAGGGAUUGAGGUGCAAACCAGAUCCACAAAAGGUAUCUCUACAGGAGACGAGAAAUUUUUUUAUAAACUCUCGUUAUUCGAAGCACAGAUUUGGAGACCAGGACCGUUUACAGAAGUGACUCUCUUUCUCCCAGAGGUCAGUCCAAAGAUUUGGGAAGCCCUUGAUUCUGGAACAACCUCCCACGAGCUGAGUUUGGAAAGACGGGAACGAUGCAAAAAAAUAAUAAUCAUCUUAUUUUGACAGCAGGAGCACUGGGACCCCUCUAUCCAAGUGACAAGAUUUCAGCCGAUUAGGAUUUAAAAAAGGGGAAUUGCCCCUUCCUUUUGGGGAGGGGAGAAGGACAAACUUUUUUCCUGGUGCUUUGAGACUGAGCCGAGGGUCCGAAAAGCUGGACAGCCCAAUGGGAUGAGUGGGUGAGGGGCUAGGGAGGGGUGGACCUCGGUUCAGCUGUCAGUCAGUCGGUGCUGCUUUUUGGACCUUUUUAAAGAGACACUGCACGGCACCUUCUCUGAUGGGUGGGGGGAGAAAGUGGGGGGGAAGACCCCACCCCUUCCCGUCAUCUUUGAUUGAUAAGUAAGAUAUUCCUGGUCUGUUUCUGGUGUUGUGCUGUGAAAGCCUUUGGCCGCGUCCCAAAAGUCAGUCUGGAGAAGGUGGAUUCCUGGAUCCUUCACUCUGCAAGAUCCACUCAGAUCACUCUCUUAACGUGGGAACCAUCCAGCCAUCCCACUGGAAAAUCUCCGGCUGUCGUGCGUGAAGGAAAUUUCCAGUUUCUUUUUGGGACUCUACGCCAGGACUAUUUUUUCCGUUCCUUUCUUCUUUGGUUAGCCACGUUUGAUGGGGCGGGGGGGUCCCUAUCGCCAAAAACCGCUGAGGUCUUCAGCCCCCGCCCCCAAACAGCCGUGUAUCGAGGGUUUUGUCUGUGUACAAUCUCAGUUCAAGAGCUUUAAUUUUUUAAAACAAUUAAAAUUAUUUGUUUUAUGGAA
This is a messenger RNA of Crotalus tigris (Tiger rattlesnake), 2514 nucleotides long. It is a transcript of the gene PHF13, whose product is annotated as PHD finger protein 13. The transcript is spliced from 4 exons. Bases 384 to 1292 code for a protein of 302 amino acids. Gene Ontology annotation, biological process: mitotic chromosome condensation. The record is from RefSeq and is a predicted model, not a curated record. Gene Ontology annotation, molecular function: chromatin binding. Lineage: Eukaryota; Metazoa; Chordata; Lepidosauria; Squamata; Viperidae.